Molecule: messenger RNA, 5526 nt
Organism: Abrus precatorius (Indian licorice)
Lineage: Eukaryota; Viridiplantae; Streptophyta; Magnoliopsida; Fabales; Fabaceae
Product: putative cytochrome c biosynthesis ccmC-like mitochondrial protein
Exons: 1
Coding region: 3190-3891 (233 amino acids)
Biological process (GO): heme transport; cytochrome complex assembly
Cellular component (GO): plasma membrane
Molecular function (GO): heme binding; heme transmembrane transporter activity
Source: RefSeq, a predicted model, not a curated record
UUUCUUUCUUUGGGCCUGAAAAAGGUUUAAGGUUUCCGGGACAAAGAAAAGACAUGAGACGAGAAAAUCGAAUAAAAAGAAAGUAGUGUCUGGUCCCCGGGAAUUCUUCUUCGCCUAUAACGAAGAGACAUUUAUGGAUCACUUAUGCAAUUCGACUUUUGCUCUUUUUGCGAAGAUGGGAUAACUCUAUCUUUUCUGUCUUUUCCCCCACUGAUGGGCUCGAACUCGAAAGUUGGUUGAUCACAGCAGGUCUAGGAGCCGAAAGAGCUCAACUGACUUAGUUGUAGAGGGCGACUGAAAAGGAAGAGGCUCGACCCAGGAUCAGGAUCCGAACCUAAGAUUGCUGGGAGAGGGGAAGGCUAUUCCCUUUGAUUGCUCCUUUGGGUUCGCGCACUGGUAAGAUUGAAUAAAUACGCUUAACUCGAGUUCUCCUUUGAGUGAUUGAAUAUCUCUUUUAGAAAGAGUGAUUCUUAUUAGUUAGUCUCAUUCCUCUGGUCGAGAACUUCAUGCCUCUCCCGUGUGGUACGAUCCGGCUUAUACUUGUACUGAUAGCACCGGUACUUUGCUUCCUUGUUGGCUUGGGGCAAAUCCCAUCCCUUCCAUUCCCUACACUGAACGGAAGGUCGGUACUAGGAAUCUAUCCAAAAUCUCUGGUCCGGGGAGCUAUCUCACGAACUGAACUUCUGAAUAUUAGCUUUGCAACUACGUGCUUCGAACCUUUCCUGGGAUUGUUGUGCCUGCUUGUCCUCAUCGAAUUGGAGAACUUUUUGGUACGCCCCUUCCUCUCUUCUUUUCGAAAAGUCAGACUCUGCUCAGGGAGUAAUCUUAGAUCGGGUCGUGCCCCCCCUUCCAUCACCCUCGGGGGAGGAAUCAUUCCAUUCAGCAGUCCUACGUGGGUCAGUGAAUGUCUUUUAUGAAAGGAUUAGACGGUGACAACUCGUGCUGUGAACAAUGCAUGCUGGUUUUUAUCCCUCUUCUCCUGCUCUAGUUGCUGUUGUCUAAGCUGAUGUCUUUAAGGGUUCAGGGAGGAUCAGCAUAUGGCUGGCUACUUCUGAACCUUGACCUUCGCUUCCCGCUGAUCCCAACGUGUGAUAGAUUGAUUCUAGUAAUGAAAGUCUUCUCCCAUCCGACUGGAUCUUUCUCUCUCCAUGGGAUGAAGUCUAGUGUUCAAGGUCUUUUGGAUUGGGCUGUGAUCCCUAUCUUUUUAUAGAGUCUCUUUCAUCUAAUGGAAUGUGUUCAGUAUCUCUCUCAGGUUUGAAUCUUUUCCUUUUUCAUUUAUCUGGUGAAUCUAUUCCCUGGCAUGCCUUUGGCAAAGUCAAGUGAUGUGGAAAAGUAGCGCAGGCAAUAUUCAGAGCAGUAUGUCAGGUCGAAGGUGAGAACUCGUGCUGUGAACAAUCCCUUUCAUCAAAUCUCUGAGAUCAGGAAGUGGCCGGGAAGCUUUCCAUUCCCGUACGGAAGAUGAAAGACGAACCUCUGGUCUAGUGGUUGGAGAAUAUCGAGUGUUGAAUGUAUUUAUUUCCCCGUCAUUGUGAGCUUUUGCGAGUAUAGAUAUCAGCUCAGGUUAGAAGAUGCUGCUGACUUAGCUCGUCCUAUCUCAAUAGUCAGGCUUUUACUUGAGUUGUUGGGAAGUGUGGUGGGGUAGGAGCAUCUCUCGAUUCCUUCCGGGCUGUCUUUCUAUAUAGGGAAUAGGGAGACCUCAGUCCAGCUCCCCACCUAUGAAUGUUGGUGACUUCUGUUCCAACUGAACUGGGGACAGUCAGGUGCACCCAUUGGACCCGGUAGAUAGAGACAGGCCAAAAGAAAAGGGAUUUUGUUAUCCAAAAUCUUUCUUAUUUUAGGUUAUGGGAUUACUCCCUACAGGUUCUCAUUUUAUGUAGGUUCAUUAUAGGGAUUUACUCCCUACAGGUUCUCAUUUUAUGUAGGUUCAUUUUUUUCGGAAACAAGAACUGAACUAAUAAUUGCAUUUUUCUUCUAUAUAAUAUAAUAAGCAAUUGUUUAAUAGGUUAUUAUAUAGCUAAAUCAGUAAUGACGUUUUUUCUAAUAAGUUCGGUUUUCCUUCUCUCCAAUGGAAUCUUCGCGACCUUCUUUCUUUUGAAAGCCCUAAGGAGCAAGAAGCCCUUGUCCUACAUACUUCUCGCGAAUAAGAGAGAGGGCAUCCAAACCCUCCUCGUUGUUUAUUUCCUUCUAUUAGGCGUCCUUCUGACCCAAUGAAAUCCCGGAUCGGCAGCUCUGUCUCUAUAUUCAAAUUGGCUUAUGGGGCUCGGUAUUCAAAUCGGGUUCCUUACCGUCCUCAAAUUUUUCUUCACCUAAAGGAGAAUUUGGUGUCAUUGCGAAGGGCGUGAAUAGGAAGAAAAGAAAGGAGUACUCAACGGGGAUAAGGGAUCCCCCCGGGUAGAGUUUAGUUGGGAGGAAGUAGCUCCCCUACUAACUGAAAGAAGAAGAGCGGAAAGAUGUGUUUGUUGCUUGUUCUUAAUCUUGCUUCUGUCGUCAGCUGAAAACCCUGUUGUUAAAUCUCGUACCAUGAACCAGCUGACUGAUGUGAAUACUUUCUAUUACGAUGAACGUCACUGAUUAGAACUGCCCUUAUUUGACGGUUGUUGUACGUCUUUUAAUUCGUGACAAUUGAACAACUACUUGUUUCCGGACGGCGCAUGGCUUUGUUUUUCAGGGGAGCGAAUGGGCUAAUAUGGGUUCGAUGUUUAGCAAUAGACAUGAUAUAUUUGCUCACAUUACGGGCUAAGGUACGUAGUGACUCGAGCGAAGCGAUAGGUCAUAAUUCUUCAUUCUUUCGUUUAGUGCAUUACUUCUUCAUCUGGUUGCAGUCAAUCAUUACUUCUUUAGGUCGAGGGUCAACUAUCGAAUCAACAUGCGUCUGUAGCCGUUGCAGAAAAAAAGAGACGGAGGAAGGAGGAGGCCCCAAUCAUAAAAUGGAAAAGAAAAAGAGAAAUGCGUAAGAAAGAAUCGGUACUAUGUCACUAACCAGCUUGUGGGUUGGUCUUCAUUUCGUACUAGCUUCAGUGCAGUGGGAUCUAUUUAUUUUCGGUAUGCCGCUUCGCGAGCAAGGAGUGCCACGCACGAGCGGAGCGAAAACUAAGCAGGGGGAAUUCUUCGUUGGGAAAAAUCCUUUUUUUGCGUAUUGAAUAUAGAUCCAUGUCUUUCUUGUUCCACUAGCUAGGACAAAAUUCUCAGAUGUCCCUUUCGUUAUUACAACCUUCUUUUUUGAUGUCAAAGACCAGAAGCUAUGCGCUAAUUCUCAUUGGAUCUCGGUUGUUCUUAACAGCGAUGGCUAUUCAUUUAAGUCUUCGGGUAGCACCAUUAGAUCUUCAACAAGGUGGAAAUUCUCGUAUUCUGUAUGUACAUGUUCCUGCGGCUCGGAUGAGUAUUCUUGUUUAUAUCGCUACGGCUAUAAACACUUUCUUAUUCCUAUUAACAAAACAUCCCCUUUUUCUUCGCUCUUCCGGAACCGGUACAGAAAUGGGUGCUUUUUUUACGUUGUUUACCUUAGUUACUGGGGGGUUUCGGGGAAGACCUAUGUGGGGCACCUUUUGGGUGUGGGAUGCUCGUUUAACCUCUGUAUUCAUCUCGUUUCUGAUUUACCUGGGUGCACUGCGUUUUCAAAAGCUUCCUGUCGAACCGGCUCCUAUUUCAAUCCGUGCUGGACCAAUCGAUAUACCAAUAAUCAAGUCUUCAGUCAACUGGUGGAAUACUUUGCAUCAACCUGGGAGCAUUAGCCGAUCUGGUACAUCAAUACAUGUUCCUAUGCCCAUUCCAAUCUUGUCUAACUUUGCUAACUUCCCCCUCUCAACCCGUAUCUUGUUUGUUCUGGAAACACGUCUUCCUAUUCUAUCUUUUCCCGAAUCUCCUUUAAGGGAUGAAAUAGAAGCUCGAUAAGGAAUAGCAAAACCUAGUUGACUUCCCAGCUCAAACUGAACGCAAACUUAUGGUUGACGCCGUAGAGAAUAUAAAGCCCAUAUGCGAAGUGGAAAAAGUACCUCUAUAUUUUGUGUAGACUGCUUAUUGAAAGUGAAAUAGAGACUUUCACUAAAGAGUGAGAUUGAGGAGUGAAAGAACCCGGUAUUCACAUAAGAAAGUGGCAGUAGUGCUUUCCUAUAUAAGAGAAAGGCUGCUCUUACCUGGGGACGUCUGCCUAAGCACCGGCUUUUGAGAGGUCUUUCUUUGUCUCUUUUCUGGACGGCUUACCUAAGCUUGGCACAGAUGUUCGUACAAUCCAAUCUGUCUUUCUCUUCAAAGACAAAAGAUGAAUAGCUUUCCUUUCUGACUGUAUUGCCUUAUCCUUGAUUCGGCAUUACCAGCCUUAGGAAUCGAUCUAGAUGCACCAUUUCCGGUCGAAAAAAAGAAGAAGUAAUUCCUCUUUGCGUAGAUGAAAAAAGGUUGGGCUACUUCCUCAAUCAAUGCCCGAGAGCUGCUCGAAGCAAAAACCUUAUCCUAAAGUAAAGUGGCAGUAGUUUAGGCGGACACCUUUUCUUUUGCCUUACCCGCUACGCCCCCUUUCUAAGUAGCAGCUUAGGGUUUGACAAACCUUAAUUCAAAAGCUGGAAACUCAUAUGCUAGUACACUUGCCCUGUAUGCCCCAUCUCCAUGAAAGUCUUAGCCAGUGCUUCUUUCCGCCUUCCAACUUAAUAGAUUCUCUCUAUCUCUAUUUCACUUUCAGGGGUGAGUAUUAAAACGCCAUAGGAAAAGAAAGGGGUUAGCUCUUAGCUCGCUGGUAGUACUGAUACAAUCAAUAUGUACACACAUAUUAGGAAACUAAAAAGCAGAAAGAUCCUUUCAAAAGGGGGUUGGAUACUCACACUCGGGAACUUUUCCCAAUCUCUCUUCAAACUUACCUUUUCAUUAAGGUUAGAACCUUCCUAAAAUUCUGGAGUUUCCAGCUAUGCCGCACUCUCAAAUCCACUCAUAAAAGCAUAGCGAGAGAGACUUCUGAUUCUUUCUUUUCUUCCUCAGUUGUCGAGGAGUCAGCCUUUAACGAAGAGGAAUGAGCCCCCCUUAGCAGACCUGUUAGAUAGGAGCCCUUUUCUCACGCCAAGAGCAGGUUUUUCUUGCUCACUCGGUAACUAGAUUCGGGGAAGGUAUCGGAGAAAUGAGAACUUUCUAUCUCCUCUUUUUCAGUCAGGGAAUUUCCACUCUUUUAAUCUGUAGCGCAACGAGGUCUCAACGAAAGGAGCUAAGGAGCGACUAAAAUAAAAAAAACCUCACUCGAGGAAAGGAGUCAGCUAGAUUCAACAGUCAAGAUGGAUUUAUUGAGUUUCUCCACUCUGGGCUGGGAAUCUCUUUCCCCGUGCGAGAAGAUAAGGUAUUGAUGUCUACUGAAUGAACUUGGCUGAUUGUGGGUCUGUGACUAUAGCCUUUUCGGGGAAAGCAGGAAUUGGGAUUGCUUACGUAUUUAGCUCUUUGUUUAGUUCCGUAGUCUUCCUACGACUUGGGGAAGCUGUUCGGAUAUGCUAUUCUUGCCUUUGCCUUAACCGUUCGCGCGUCGAUGAUGUCCUUUUCCAUCCUAUUUUUCUU